Molecule: messenger RNA, 3405 nt
Organism: Salarias fasciatus (jewelled blenny)
Lineage: Eukaryota; Metazoa; Chordata; Actinopteri; Blenniiformes; Blenniidae
Gene: cxxc1a
Product: CXXC finger protein 1a
Exons: 14
Coding region: 135-1985 (616 amino acids)
Biological process (GO): positive regulation of DNA-templated transcription
Cellular component (GO): Set1C/COMPASS complex
Molecular function (GO): zinc ion binding; DNA binding
Source: RefSeq, a predicted model, not a curated record
AUCGAAGAGAGAAAAACAUUAAUGAAAACAUGAGAGAAAAACCGCGGAUUUAAAUUCAGAGGAGGCGGUUCACUUCUUCUCAGGAUCAACAUUUUCACCCCGCUUUGUUUGUUUCUGCGCGGAUUGCGGAGGUGAUGUCCGAAGAAGCUGCAGCAUCAGAUCAAGGCCCGAAGGAGGAGGAGGAAGAGGGAGGAGGAGAAGAGGGAGAUGAAGAGCGAGGAGGAGGACCGGGAGGAGGUCGCGUGGUCUCCAUGGAGAUACCCAAAGCUCCCGUUUACUGCGUUUGCAGGAAACCCGACAUCAACUGCUUCAUGAUAGGGUGCGACAGCUGCACCGAGUGGUUUCACGGCGGCUGCAUCGGCGUCUCCGAGAAAGCCGCCAAGGCCAUCAGAGUUUGGUACUGUCCGUCCUGCAGAGACAAAGACCCGACUCUGGGAAUUAAAUACCGUCCAAAGAAGACAAAGGACAAAGAUGAAAGGGAGGCGGGGUCAGAGAGGGAUGACGGGGAUGGAAGCUCCACCCCUCAGCCAAAGAUGGACAAGAGGCGGGGCUCACAGAUCAAGCGUUCGGCCAGAAUGUGCGGCGAGUGUGACGCCUGCCUCAGGACGGAGGACUGCGCGCUGUGCGACUUCUGCAAGGACAUGAAGAAGUUUGGAGGACCCAACAAAAUCCGCCAGAAGUGUCGCCUCAGGCAGUGCGAGGUCCGAGCCCGGAAAAUGCUUCGGGUGAAGGACGAGGAGAUGAGUCAAAGCAGCAGCAGGGGGCGCAGCCUGUCGAGAAGGGGGGCGGGGCAUGAGACGGAGGACGAGGACGACGAGGAGGACGAGGAGGAGGAAGGCUUCAGCGAGAGCGAGUUGGAGCUGUAUGAGCAGUACAAAGCGGCCGGAUACAGAGACCUGGUGUGGCGCAGCGAAGAAGAGGACGCCCACUCCGACUCAACGAGGAAGAAAGCGGUGAAGGUGAAACACGUUAAGAGACGAGAGAAGAAGCCCGAGAAGAAGAAAUCCACGUCCGUCCCCAAAGAGGAGGCCAAACCCCGGCGCCACAAGGUGAAGCAGCGCCACAGGGAGCGCGUGCGACACAGCGAGCGGGCGGGAGAGGGCGGGGCUAAAGAAGCUGGCGGCACCAUGAGGCAGUGUCUGGGUCCAGGCUGCGUCGAACCCGCCAGGUCCAACUCCAAAUACUGCUCCGAGGACUGCGGCAUGAAGCUCGCCGCCAAUCGCAUCUACGAGAUCCUCCCUCAGAGGAUCCAGCAGUGGCAGCAGAGUCCCUGCGUUGCCGAGGAGAUGGGGCGGAGACAGCUGGAGCGAAUCAGGAAGGAGCAGCAGGCCGCCAGGCUCCGCCUCACGCUGAUGGAGAAGCGCUUCCACGAGCUGGAGGGAAUCAUCGCCAACGCCAAGCUGCAGCAGGUCCAGCAGCACGAAGAGGUGACCGAAGGCGACGGAGACGACACCGACCUGCAGAUCUUCUGUGUGUCCUGCAGUCACCCCGUCAACCCCAAGGUGGCGCUGCGACACAUGGAAAGAUGCUACGCUAAGUACGAGAGUCAAACGUCCUUCGGUUCCAUGUAUCCGACCCGGAUCGAGGGAGCCACCAGGUUGUUCUGCGACGUUUACAACCCUCAGAGUAAGACGUACUGCAAGCGGCUGCAGGUCUUGUGUCCUGAACACUCCAGAGAUCCGAAGAUCCCGGCCGAUGAGGUGUGUGGUUGUCCUCUGGUCAAAGACGUGUUCGAACCGACCGGAGAGUUCUGCCGGGUGUCCAAGAGGAAGUGCAACAAACACUACUGCUGGGAGAAGCUGCGUCGGGCCGAGGUCGACCUGGAGAGAGUCCGAGUGUGGUACAAGCUGGACGAGCUGUUCGAGCAGGAGAGGAAUCUGAGGACCGCCAUGACCAACCGAGCCGGUUUGUUGGCUCUGAUGCUGCACCAGACCAUCCAGCACGACCCCAUCACCACCGACCUGCGCUCCACCAAGGACAGGUAGAAGGUGGAGACCCCCGACGGAGACGCAGCGCCGGAUCGCCGGCUUCUUUAUUGAUAAACACAUGCGUUGUGGAAAAUGCAGUGCCAACGACGUUUGUUCCUCCAAGAGGCCAAAACUAUUUUUACUGAUCAUUUAACACUGAGAGCAGCUCUAGGGUCAUCUUCCUGUUUUGAUGUUGACGGUUCUAUCACUGCCUUGCCCUGGCUGUGUGUCAAAGUGUCCUUGAGCAAGACACUGAACCAUGAAUUAAUCCCUGUGGUGUGUAUGUGUGUCCAGGUUCCGUUUCCAUGUACUUGUGAGUGAAAGGAUGAACGGUGCCAGAUCAUGUAGAGCUCUUAGAGAAAUCCUUCCUUCUUUUGUACUUCUAAUAAGUUUUAUUGUCUAUUGGAGAUUCUGAUCUGCCCCCGUUUACACGUUUCAAAUCUAAAUGCAUCAUUUCGGAGAUGUUUUGCAUUUACACCACAGUCUUUUGAUAAAAAAAUAUGUGUCUGCACAGCAACAGCAGCAACCUUGUAGUUAGCAGGCCAGACCACAAGCUGGCGCUGUUUGUUUUAGUAAUGAAACCACACACACACACACACACACACACACACACACAAAUGCUGCAGAGAACAACACAGUCUAAUGGGAGAACACGUCCAUUCGUAUGAACAGACCACCCAGUUGGAUGGUUAUUACAGUGACUGUCAACUCUAAAACUACCAGCACUAAAACUUUCCCCGUUUCCAUGGAGAUAGAGUCGGAGCAUUUUCAAAAAGUUGCAUUUGCACCUUUGUCGUGUGCACAGACAUUAAAAACACAACCAAAGUUUCCACUUGGAAACACUGUCAUGUAAACAUACUGUGUUCAACAACAGUCGGAGGGUUUCCCACCGUUUCCACGGAGACGGAGCUGAACAUUUUUGGAAAGUUCCAUCUCGGGAGCCGUUUCCAAAUAGUUGAGUUUUCAUUGUCUCCAAGCCUCAUCGUCAUGUAAACAGACUCCCAAAACACUACAGAAGUUUUGCAUUUUCUCUUGAAAACGUGGUUGUGUGUUGACGGGGCCUUGAGAGUCCUAACUUAAUUUUGUUGUGAUCUUAAUCUGUAAUUAUCAGAUUAAACCUUGUAAAUGUUGUAUAUUUGUGAAACAUGAACAUCAGAAUGAAGAAAGCAUUUUUUAAGUCGACAGAGGACUUUAGCACACAGACUGUCAGUGUUUUCAUCAGUAUUACAUGUGUCUGGAUUCUGUCCUGAAGAGUUGAAACUCUUGUGUUUUAUACUGUUGCCAUGGAUGCAACUCGGAUUGAACACUAGCUGAAGGUAUGAGAUGAUUUUUUUAUUCCUCCAUGAACACUAGAGGUCAGUAUUUCGUGUUUUUCAUCCCGAUGUCUCACUGUUGUUGUUUUAUGCCGAUUGUUGUCAAACUGAAUAAAACAUAUGUU